Messenger RNA from Symbiodinium necroappetens, 600 nucleotides. NCBI's taxonomy places the organism in Eukaryota, Dinophyceae, Suessiales, Symbiodiniaceae. The record is from the annotation of a GenBank genome assembly.
AUGCUGAGUUCUGCUCGGCCGAGUUCAGAUGUCGCACGAGACCUGGCGCUUUUGGCACGGUCUUUGGCGAAGUCGGACUUGGCGAGUCCACGUUUAAUGUCGGCAGCUGCCGACCAGAGCCUCAAGCAGAUCGAAGCGAGAGCCUGCGGUCCACAGGCACUGGCGAACACAGCUUGGGCGUUUGCGACCUGCGCCCACCGGCAUGAGCCUCCAUUCGAGGCCGUCGCAAGGCUCAGUCUUGAGACUAUCUCCGAGUCCGAUCAGCAGGAGCUUACCAAUGCAGCGUGGGCUUCCGCCGAAGUCCGUUUCAGGAGUUCGGGUUUCACCGAAGAGAGCUUCAACCUCCUCUCGGCUGCCGACAUGCAGAUGAGUCAGGAGGAGGCGGCACGCGGCGGAUAUGCCAUGGCUUGGGCGCAGGAUCGCCAUGGCCGUCCUGACCUCACACGUUCGCUGGUGCUGAGGUUCGUAGCAGGGGAGAGAUGCCACAGUCUCGCGUGGGGACUGGUUAUUCAGGACGAGGAAUGGCGGCACCAUGCCCCGCGCAACGGUGCAGCAGCCACACUGGAGGCCAUGGCGCGCAACGAGUUCGGUGGACACUGA